Messenger RNA from Kwoniella botswanensis, 1161 nucleotides. RefSeq lists its product as uncharacterized. The record is from RefSeq and is a predicted model, not a curated record. Lineage: Eukaryota; Fungi; Basidiomycota; Tremellomycetes; Tremellales; Cryptococcaceae. Gene Ontology annotation, molecular function: nucleotide transmembrane transporter activity. The coding region runs from base 1 to 1161 and encodes 386 amino acids. The transcript has 10 exons. Gene Ontology annotation, biological process: transmembrane transport; adenine nucleotide transport.
AUGCCAUCUUUCAGAUUACACCCUCACCCCUCAACAUCCUCGAGUCCAGAUCACCAUACACACCAUCACAGACAACAUACGAGUGCAGAUGCAGAUAUAGCUGUGGGGGCGGGAACAUCUACGUUGGAAAUCGCAGAGGAGGAGUUGGAUCACGAUCAGCAGAGUGAAAGUGUUAGUGUUAGAACGAGGUGGAAAGAUAUCAUGUCGGAUAAUUCAGCUGUGAUCAACACUUUUAUUGCUGGUGGUCUGGCAGGAGCAGCCAGUCGGACGGUCGUCUCACCACUAGAAAGGCUAAAAAUCAUCUUACAAGUUCAAGCUAGUUCGGCAUCUCAUGGUAGCUCUGGACAAGCUUACGGCGGAGUAUGGGAGAGCUUGACGAGAAUGUGGAAAAACGAAGGUUGGAGGGGAUUUAUGAAAGGAAAUGGGAUAAAUGUUGUACGAAUAUUACCUUACUCCGCCUUACAAUUCACUUCGUAUGGCGCUUUCAAAAGCGUACUAGCAACCUGGUCUGGAGAAGAGGUGUUAUCGACGCCGCUGAGAUUGACAGCUGGUGCUGGUGCUGGUAUAGUCGCUGUUGCCGCUACAUAUCCUCUUGAUCUGGUGCGAGCGAGAUUAUCAGUAGCUACAUCCGGGAUGGCCAUUAAAUCGACUUCAGGAGGAUUUACAGCUGAAGAUGCCAAACUGGGAAUGGUAGGAAUGACUAAAAAGGUAUACAGGACAGAAGGCGGUAUAAGGGGUUUAUAUCGAGGAUGUUGGGCAACGGCUGUUGGUGUAGCUCCUUACGUGUCAUUGAAUUUCUACAUAUAUGAAUCUCUCAAAUCCAUGAUUCUCCCCUCAUCACUCUCGCUGACCACAUCCGAACCCGAACUCAUCCUACGGAAAUUAUCCUGCGGAGCAUUAGCAGGAGCAACUUCCCUUAUAUUCACCCACCCUUUCGACGUGCUCAGAAGAAAAUUGCAAGUUGCUGGAUUAGCUUCGAUGUCACCUCAGCAUAAUGGCGCGGUGGAUGUGAUUAAGUGGAUCGUGAGGACUGAAGGCUUCUGGAAAGGCAUGUAUCGAGGUCUAGUACCAAAUCUUAUCAAAGUGACUCCAUCUAUAGCUGUAUCAUUCUACACGUUUGAGACUGUCCGCGAUCUAUUGGCUGCGUUAGGAGAGGAAUAG